Molecule: messenger RNA, 2546 nt
Organism: Ceutorhynchus assimilis (cabbage seed weevil)
Lineage: Eukaryota; Metazoa; Arthropoda; Insecta; Coleoptera; Curculionidae
Source: the annotation of a GenBank genome assembly
GAAUAAUAAAAAUGUACCUAGCAAAAAUUAGUAAAAUUUGGUUUCAUUUAUUAUUCGUAGGUGUAGGAUGCUCAUUUCGCAACACACUAAAAGUUAAUGCAAAUACAUACUUAAUUAUUAUGCCAACGUAAACAGUUUUCCCUUCAACAAGACCUAGUCAUAUGAACAAACUUAUCGCUUUUCGCGCAUAUGAAUUCGUAAUUAUUAAUGUUAAAGUCCAGUUUAUGUUGUCCAUAAACAAACGGGUCAAUUGAAAAUGGGGAAAAUUUGUAGUUUGUUUCAAUUUUAGUAAGUAUUGGUAUGGUUAUAUUUGAACUAGAUAACGCUAUAUGCCGCGAUAAGAUAAGCGACCAUAAAGUAAUGAAUAAUUUUUGUAAACAUUACUCGCCAUGGCAAAAGACAGGUUAAGUGACUUAGUAAAGGCACGCAAUAAUAAAAAUGGACAUUUGCAAGUGGAAAUUCAGGAAGAAGCUGAACCUUUAACAGGAGGUGCUAACCUAAGGGAAACAUUUGAGAGGGCAGAUAUUCUAAGAGAUUGGAUAGAAACCAUUGAACAAAAUACAGAAGCACUCAAACAGUACAUUAAAAAGGUAGAUGACAUAAACACUAAUCAGAGAGAUUUAAAUGAAAAAAUUCAAUCUAUUUUCCAAAAUAAUACCAGCAUAUGUCAUAGGGUACAAGCAAAACUCAAGGAGUUUGAAGAGGAGGUUAAUAAUAUAGACAAUUCAACAGCCGAAGGACGAAUAAAAACUAUACAACUCAAUACAUUGAAAACUAGAUAUCAAAAAGCGUUUAAACAAAACAAUGGUGAACUGGAAAAUUUUCGAAAUAUUAAAAAGCUGGAGUUGGAUGCUCAACUCAGAGCGAAAGGUGUUAGAGUUACAGAUGAAGAACUUACACAGUUGCUUGAAGAAGGAACCGACAUUAGUGUAUUUACUGGAAAUAUAUUGGCUGAAACGGCAGAGGCCAAGAGAAUCCUUCAAGACUUAGAGGACAGGCAUAACCAACUUUUAAAAAUAGAAAGAAUGCUAGAAGAAAUUCGAGACUUGUUCCUUCAGAUGGCAAUUUUGAUAGACAAUCAGGCAGAGCUAAUAGAUAGAGUUGAAUAUCAAGCUUCAAUGGCUCAAGAAUUUGUUGGACAAGGAACUAAUGAUUUACAGCAAGGAGCACAAAACCGUAAAAAGUUUUUGAAGAAAAAAAUCAUCCUUAUUGUGGUAGUAGUCAUUCUGAUUGUUCUAAUUAUUGCCCUAAUUUUAAAAUAAAUAUAAUUUACCUAGCAUCCCAGUGAAGUGUGGACAUAUUAUCUAGACUUAGAUUCCUUAAUACUACUGUGUAUUUGUUUACCUCAAGAAUAUAUUAUGUACUUCGAUAUGUACUAUUUAUAAAGAUUACAUUCUGAUUAAUUUUAUAAAAUAAUUUCAAUGCAAAUAUAAUUAGGGAAUGAGUUUUAUUAAAUAAAUAAUUUCACAUUACACUACAUGAACACAAAAACUAAAAUGUACCUAAUCCUACUCAGGAAAUUGAACUGUGAAAAAAUAAAAACAGACAAAUUCAUUGCACUGCCUCUCUCAUGUUUCAAAUAAAUAGGAAACUUAACAAAAUAAAAUAAUAUGUGCUUGAAAAAUCCUAGGUAUUCAAGUCAAAACAUUCUUAAACAAAAAUAUUCAAAACAUUCAAGAAAAAAAAGUAUAAAUUCCAAGAAAAAUUCAUUGAAAAACACACCCAUUUAUUUGAUUAAUGUCAGCAUCCAUUUUGGAUUUAGCUCCUAAAUAAGCCAAAAGGGAAGCUAAGACCAUUUAUAUGGCUCUUGUCGUUUAUAUAGAUGAAUUUUCCAUAUGGAAAAUAUUUUGAAUAAAUUCGUCACAGUGUCUAGAAGAUGCACUUUGUGAAUUGCUGAAUACAAUUCGCCCAUACAGGUGAUUUUCUGUUUGCGCUUUGUGAAUUAUUGUUCUUCUAAAAGAUGACACCACUUGCUAAAUGGGAGCUCCAUUUUUUCUUUAUUGUCUUAUAAAGCACAACUUCACGUAUAGCAUUUUCUAGCUGUGUCUAGAUGCGAUUGUAUGAGGUAAAUGUAAUGGAUCGUAGACUUAACGAUGUACUGUGAAUUUUCCAUAUAGAAAAUAAUCCGAUUAUAUUAUUAAAAUUUAAACAAAAGCAUAAACAACUUCUAAAACUGAAUAAAAAAAAUACAAAAUAUUGCCCAAAGGGCCAUUAGUUUGAUAGACAAACCCACGAAUAACUUUGUAUGCCAUACCUACUGAAUUUAAAAAUAAGAAGCAUUUUCUUUUUCCUGCAAAUGAGUAUAAAAACUUAAAAAAAACCAGUUGUGUUUCUCUGUCAAACUAAAGCAACACCCUGGCAAAUUGUAAAAAAAUAUAAAUGAAGAGUUUCAUAAACGUUUCAAGGUUCGUUUUUUGUCUUUGAGUAUUUUUUUCUUUUCUGCUGUAAGUUUAACUUUGUCUCCUGCAUGUUUUUUUGCAAGAGGUCCAUCACCUGGUACUUCUUUACUUUUGAGCAACUAGAUGAAAAAAAAUUAGAAAAUAUAU